UUUUCUUCAGUGACCCAAGGGGUGAGAGUAAAAAGAGUAGGAUGUUUUAAAGAAGACCCGGCGAAAAGAAGCAUAAACACUCUUCUCUUCAGCGACUUAAAAUCCAUCCGAUCGACUGCAAAGGUGGAUUUCAAAAACUUUGGACGUUACACUCAAGGCCUCAUAAGCCGGUGCGGUGCUGCUGCUGCAGCCAAGUCUUUCCUGUUUUUCGCAAUUAACAACAUAGGUAAGCACACUACUGAAAGGACUUUAAUUUUCGAAAUUGGCUGCCGAUUCAAUCUGUGAGAUAGAAACCUAGAUUAUGACCCUCCUCCUAAAAGACCGAUUCAGCUAAUCCAGGAUACAAACUUUUUACUCCACAAUCGAAUUUACCUUUCUACAGUGGAUUAUCCGGGCUAAGUUUACACGGCGCUGCUCAAGCAAUUUUCGUUUAGCUGAAAAAUUUGAUCCGAAAAUUUGUUUACAUUGAACCGUUCAAUAUUUUGGCUCCGUCCACGGGGUGUGACCAACCAGCUUGAAUAGACCAAUUUUGAUAUAUUAAAAUUCAUACUUGGCUGUGAGGCUUGGGGGAAUAAAACAAAAGAAAUCCGCUUGAGGAUUAGCAGUGAAUUAUACAAAUUGUCUUUUGUUUUAUUUCCCCAAGACUCGGAGCCAAGUAUGAAUUUUAAUAUAUCGAAAUUGCUACAUUCUAACUUUUGUUGGUGGUUUUACCAACUGCCCAUUCGCAGAUGUCUACUUCAGCAAUUCCAAAAUGGCGUCAUCCAGCUGAGUUAUCAUACGCAUCCAUGUAACCACGCCUUUGCCGUACAAAAAUUUCGACUUUGGAGCGACGCUGGCGCGACAUCUGAUUCAGACGGCGCACCGUUUGUCGAACCUAAGUUAAGUUCGACAAAAGUUCGACAGACUCUGUCGAACUUAACGCUUUUGCCGCACCAAACUAAAACUGCCGUACCAAAUUGAUUCAGACACACCGUACUUAAAGGGACUGGUUCACGAUAAUGCGCAUGCGCGCCGUGUGUCUCUUCAUGAAUAAAUUUGUUGGGUCAACACUAAAUUCGAAAUCGCCAUUACCGGUACAAUCAUUGAAAAUCCUUCGUUUUAUUCGGGCAUCCGUCGCUUUGGCUGGUCUAGUUAUACUUCGGUAGUGGUGAUUAACGUGUGGUUGUGUCGUUUGACUGGUUACGUUUUAAGAAGACGCAAAAAAUAAUGUUUUGAUCAUGGAGGUUCAGAAGAGCAUCGUGGCCGUCCGGCAACAGGAUGUUCUCUAGAGUCUUUGGAGAUAGAGAAGCUUAGCCUAUCGAUCUGGUAUGGUUCUAGGAGUAGUGUGUGGCUUACGAAUAGGAUACACGACACUUGGAAAGUGGUUAAAGGCAUGAGUUCGUUCAACUUUGAUUUGAUUUUUGACUCCGACCUGUAGUUAUACCGCAACAGGCCGCGCGAUCUUCACCGAUCUGGUACACUUGAAAUGUUCCUUGUAUCUUUGCUUUACGACCGUAUAUGUUUAAGAAUUGAUGUUUUUAAAAUAAAUUAUUGCCUGAAUAUUCUGUUUAUAAUCUAGUUUCUUUAUGGGUGUUACUCGAUAACAUUUGUUUUGCGGAACACUGACCCGAUGCAACGCGAAUGAAUUUGUUCAUUUGCUGAUAAGCAAUUGAAAUUUAUGCUCAAUUAAGGAUAAUCUUUAUACUCAUACGUUGUGUAUUUUUGUCACCGGUCAGACGCUAUUUGUAGGUAUUUCUGGGUUUAUGUAAGGCGAACUGAGAGAACAGUAAUAAGAUGUUUGUUUAUAAAUUUUGUUUGCCGAUCGGUGACUGCUUUGUUAACGUGGGUACGACCUCGUAAAAAUACACGUUGGUAAAUGUUUGUUUCAAAGCAGGACAGGGCUGUAAAUUUUAUUCUUAUCGGCUGCAACAUAUAUCUGAGGAUUUUCACAGAAUAAACUUGAAUUAUGGGGAUAAAUAAAAUCAAACCAAAUGCCCGGAAAUGCUCUCGCGUCGCGAACAAUUUUAAAUUUGAAUUUUGUAAAUUUACUUGCGUGCAUCUAACUCGCUUCCGAUUGGUUGAAAAACAAUCAGCUACUGUCAGAACUCACACAUGCGCAUUAUCGUGAACCAGUCCCUUUAAUUCAUCAGUUAGGUUCGGCACAUGAUUGGAGCGGCGUCUGAACCAGACCUUAGACGGUUAUGGUGUUCACACCGCGACAGUCAAAUUUUCGUUAGUACCGACUACAAAUUUGACCUCGACGCACGAAUUCUCCGCAGCCGGUGGAAAAUAUGUCGGUGCCGUGUGAACUAAGCCUAAGAGUUUCGACCUUUUAAUCAAAUUUAUUAGUAACUUUAGAGGAAAAAAAAAUUUUACAUAAGAACGUUUACAUAUUGUGCGCACAGACAAAGGUAUUAUAUUUACUACCGAAAAAAGUUUUACUGAAUAGAGAAGAUUUGUUUGAGCCGCCUAAUAGUCAUUUUCAUUUGGAAUGAGAGGGACGCUAAGAGUCUAUUUUAAACUGAAUAAUUAACUUGGAUAUAAAUUCGGAUGCAAUAGCUUUAAUUUCUUAUGCAUUGUUUUGGACGCGGACUAGUGGUACUGUUUACAUAUAACAGAGGAAGAUACAAGUCCUUUAUCUGUUUAUGAGUCGAAUAGAUUGAUAGUUACAGUUAGUAGAUUGAGAAAAAUCUGUAGCGAAGUAAGGCUAACUUAGUCUUGAUUAAAGUAUCAUUUGACUUAACAAUGCUGGAACUGGGAGUAAAGGAUCCGCAAUAAUGAAUGGAGUUUCUUCAGUGACCGUUCCUAUGCAAGAAAAUUUCAAAAACAAAUUGGCUUAAGGGUUAAACUUCAGUAUCUUUUUAUUUUUUGCUAUAAGGUGAAUGUUACUCAGGUAAGGUGUCCACCACGUAUGCCUCAAAGGGAUCCUCGACAGAUUGCAAAAACGGUGGAGGUACAAAGUGUACGGGGACCACGCAAGAUUGUGUCGGUGGUAGUCCUAAAUCAAACUAUGUCUACAAGUUAGAAAGUAAGUAUCCCGCCUAGAAUCGUGUCCUUCCUCAUUUUGUUCGCCCAAUAACUUUGUAUUUCGCUACUUUUACUGGAUGAAACCCUUUACUUACUAUCAACGGAUAUUCUGCUUCCAAUUCGAUUCAGGUUAUUGUUUACAGUCAGAUUUUAAUCCCAGAAAAUAUAUUUUUAAAACAUCCCCUUACAAUUUUUAGAUCAUUUUUCCUCUUGGUCGGGCUGAUUAUUUCCGAUCAGCGCACGCUAGUGGUUAUUUUUUAGCUAAAGAUAUCAAAAUCUUUUUUUUUUGGAGUUCACCUUUCCACAAAAAAACAUUUUUUAACUUUUAGAGCUCCCCAAGACUACGAAACCUACCGCAAAGCCAACAACGAAACCGGGUGGGGCCACGACAAAGCCUUCUACUCAGGGAGGAGCGGCCAAACUAAACACUCUGACCUGUAAGUUACAUCACUUUAGAUUUUAUCUUUAGUUAGCAAAGAUUUCCAUAGCGUUCGUGUCUUAUUUAGGGUAGGUGGAAGUAGGAAAAUAGGUUAUAGUUUCGUAAAAAAUCAAAAACUCGUACGAUGAGUCUACUGGGUAGGAUCUAGUGUUUUAAAUUUGCUGCUUUCUAAAACACAACGUAAGUUCUGCUGCUCAUGCUUGCGGGCCUUUUUAAACGGUACAGCCUGCGGAAUGCUCAUAUUUACAACGAUACUAGGAAUGUGUGUCUCGCAAACCCUUGCGAAACUCGGUUAUAUUAGCGCCGCUAAAGUUAAGCUGUGUCGGGCGAGGUUAUAAUAAGGAACUGGAUGGGUUACCUGCCGCGAAUAUCCUGUCAAGAGAACCUCUACUUCUUUUUUUUCUCUUCUUCCUCUUUUUCUUCUUAUUUGGUCCUAUUUUCAUUCUUAAAUGCGCGUAUUGUAAAGCAUAUUUAACAUUAAUUCGGCCGCUGGAUAAAAAAGGAAAAAAAAACAACAAAAAAAACACGCCUUUGAAAUGCUUGCAAACUCAACCUUGGUUCAAAGGGCGAAGUACAAAGCUGAAACCAGUCUUUGAUGCAUCAGCGGGGAGAGUGCCAAGUUAAUUGCAGGUUUGCCUCGUUGUAACAUGAAUUCCAUGGCAGAUUUAAGGGAAGAAGUGAAAUGGUCUUCAGAAACUAACGCGCUAAGUCAAUUCUGUUCACCAGGUCAGAAUUACUUGGUUGCCAUAAAAAUAACCGCCGGCGCAAGCGCAGGUAAGCCACAGGUCCCAACUCCAGCAGGUGCGUCACCAAAACGUACUGCGAAAGGCCAGUCCACUCGACCCACAGUAGCAACACCAACGACCAAGGCUACACCCUCACCACAAUCAUCAAUCGAAAAUAAGGUAAGUUUAAUUUUACUUUAUUGUGAACGAUAAUUACCUUGGCCGCCAGGGUGAUGUUAUUUGUCGUAACUUUGGUUCUUUGGAUAAUAUUAUAAAUUCAAUAACUUAAGAGUUUUUGAGAAAUACGUCUCUUUAGUACGCGACAAAGGGGACUCGAAAAGGUUCAAGUUCUCACCUAACAGAAGUCGAAUCUGUGACAUCAGGAUACUGGUAAAUAUUUCGUGUCUGGUACGAUCCAUUCCUUCCUCCACGUCCUUCAGAGGUUAUAUGCAAGCCUAUUUUUUUGAAAACCAACCUAACAAAAUUUUGCCGUCAUUUGAGUGAAAAGGCGUCAAAAGGCAGACUUUUGGGCGCGAUAAGCUCUAAAAUCACACUAACGAGUCCACUAACGAAGGAAAAGGAAAGGAGGGAGAUGGAAGAAAAGAGGAAAGGAGAAAAAGCAAUGGUUGUGCCCUUAGUUUUUAUAAUGGCUACUUUAGCCGGAAAAAACUGUUGGACUUAAAGAGUCCAUUUGGCGGUAACGUUCUUAAAAAUCCGGCAUAGAUGUACAUGUAUAUACCAUUCCUGAGGAAGGAUCAAGCCAUUCCUGAGGAAGGAUCAAGCGCACAAUGGGCACAAAUAAUGCGACAUAUACUGCCUGUGGUAAUCUUUGAUUCAUUAAAGUGAAUUAUUUAACAUAAUAUUUCUAGAUAUCAAAAUAUUGGUUGUAUGAAAAAAAUUUUUUUUCGAAAGUGUAAUCAAGGAAUUUUGUCAUUUGUUUGCUCGUUUUAUUGUUAUGAAACAGGUGAGGAAUAUCUAUAAGGGAUACUCCUGUCUUGUCUGCUUGAAAACGGUUAACGCAAGGUAUGUUAAUUGCUUACACUAUUUUCUACAUGUACAUAGUUUUGCAACACUAGUAAGCGAAACAGUUGACUGAACAGAAUCAAAUUGUGUUAUACCAAGUGCUUCGGAUCCCCCAUAAUGCACUAUGUUUGUUCUUCAAAUUUUGCAUUAAAUAUCAUUAAUACUCUUUUUCUUAGUGUUGGUGUUAAUCCUUACAUUUUGACUUUGGUUUGCACGAGUGUAUGUCUUGAAUCUGCCAAGCCUCGCAACUCUUAUAUGUGAGACUACGGUCUUCAAGGUCUUGAAGGCCUUAAUGACUUCAAAUCUCACUAUUGGUUUUUUUUCCCUUGGGUUAAUUUUCGCAGGGUUUUAGUCUUUACCUUUUUCUUGUUACUUUUUAGUUCUUCGACAGUGUUUCUUAUGCUGAAAUUUGCUUGCCAAGGACAACAUUUGAAAAAACUUGUUGCUGGUCUUGGGGCCAGCAACAUUAUCAAAGCAGGUAUGAGCUUUCGAUUCGUUCCUCUUUUUUAUAGUGUUACAAAGGAAAAAAGAACAAUUUUUUGUCUCUUUUUCUAUUUCAAGUUUAUUAAGCACUCAUCUGUUUUUUAUUUUUUUAAUCUGACUCACAACGGUCGCGCAAGAUGUAGUUCUAGCCGACCCAAUACCAAUUUGGCUAAAGGAGUCCCUUUAAGAUAGACGGAGGCAACAAUCCCUGAUUUUACCUCUUUGCAUGCAAAAUUUAUUACUUUUUAUUUCAUUUAGAAUGCUACCCGCCAGCUUGUGCAUACUCAGGCUCAAUGUACCCCUGUUCUCCCUGUGGGAUGUCUGCGUGCUCCAUGUCACCAUCAGUACCAUACCCACCAGUUUGCCAGACGACAUAUCCUGCGCCUGCUCCGUACCCAGCUCCCGUCCCGCCUCCCAUCCCGUCUCCACGGUGCCCAAUGUCCUGCCCGUCGCUUUGUGCUCCAGCAUGCAGUUCUUUCUGCUGUCGCUCCUUAACAGGCUACAAAAAUAAGGCUGGAAUAUCAGCCAAGAAAUCGUCAACUUUCAAUGCUGAUGAUUUUGAGGAUGAUGACGACGACGACGUCGACGACGAUGAUGAUGUUGAAGACAACGAUGACAAUGAUUUCGAUGAAACCAGUUAA
This is a messenger RNA of Porites lobata, 6317 nucleotides long. The record is from the annotation of a GenBank genome assembly. NCBI's taxonomy places the organism in Eukaryota, Metazoa, Cnidaria, Anthozoa, Scleractinia, Poritidae.